AUGAAUAUUUCUAAACUAACACAACAACUAUUGAGGGUAAAACGCGAGAAAUGUUUAUCCUUUGCCGAUAUUGGCAAGAAACUUGGACGUGAUGAAGUUUGGACUGCUGCAUUGUUCUACGGACAAGCAAGUAUGACUGACGACGAAUGUAAAAAGUUGGUUAACACUCUUGGAAUUAAUCUAACAUCUCAAGAUAUAUUUGACUUAACUCAUCCACCAUCAAAAGGAACGUUAAUCAAAACAUUUCCACCGACUGAUCCACUCCUGUAUCGUUUUCAUGAGAUUCUUGCUGUUUACGGCGUGCCGAUGAAAGAAGUGAUUCAUGAAAAAUUUGGUGAUGGAAUUAUGUCAGCAGUUGAUUUUACAAUUAAAAUUGAUAAGGAUGAAACGAACAAAGAAGCACCAAGAGUCAAUGUGAACAUGUCGGGAAAGUUUCUACCUUACAAAAAAUUUUAG
This is a messenger RNA of Adineta ricciae, 456 nucleotides long. The record is from the annotation of a GenBank genome assembly. NCBI's taxonomy places the organism in Eukaryota, Metazoa, Rotifera, Eurotatoria, Adinetida, Adinetidae.